UGCAGCCAGGCCCAGCAACAGAAGAAGAAGAAAAAGAAGGACUUCGUCGUCUGCGUUUGUCAACCAGUUCGUUGAAACCAUCGACGACAACGCUUUGCAUUAUCGACACUAAGCUUGAAGAACAAGCAAGAUAAGAUACUGACUUACAAACAUGUGGGAUGGACCAGGACCAGGGCCAGGGCAAGGACCACGGGGAGGAAGACCCUUUCGUGGUGAUCAUCGUGGAGACAUGUUUGGUGGCAGAGAUCGUCCCAUGCCUGAUUAUAGAGGUAGAGAUGGAAUGAACAUGGGUCAAAUGGGCCCAAGACCUCUAGAUCUGCCACCCAUGGACAUGAGAAGGAUGGAUGGGCCACCGAUGAGGGGGCGUGAUUUGGACCCAUGUGAUAUGCGUGGUAGAGAGCCAAACAGAGAUUUGUGCCGACCUGGAGAAGAGACAGACUUUAGUCUUAGAAGGCACUAUGAAAUUGCCAUCAGAGACAAACUGAUGAAUUCUUCUGCUUUCCCGGUACAAGGCAGGAACUCGGUAGACAUGGGAGGGAGGGGUAUGCCACCACGGGAACCAAACAACAGAUUUAUGGACAUGAGAGACAGAGAGUCAUUUCAUUAUGAUGUGCCACCAUUCAACAAUCCCAAUAUUGAUGGAAGAAGAGGGUUUCCCAUGGGGCGAAAUGAUGGAUUUAGGGACAUGUGUGACAGGCCCCCAGUGCGCAUUGGUGAUACUGAUGGCUAUGAUAUGGACUUACCGCCACAUGAAAGGAGAGUGAUGGAUACUGACCGAAGAGGAGGUCCGCCUUUCAAUUCCAGAGGUGGAUUUGAUUCUGAUAUGGAUUUCAGAAAUCGUCUCGGUCCAUCAACUGAAUUCAGAGGUAGGGAUCGAUCUCCAUUAAGAUUUGGAAACAGUGAUGUCCCUCCAGUGGACAGGGCAAGAUCAGACAUGCCUUCAGAUGUUGCUGGCCCUCAAAUAUCAGAGUUUAUGGGUGCAAAAGAUGCACCCAGAGAAAGAGAAUAUCCAGAUUCAAGUGGCAGUCCCCUUAUGGAUUAUCGAAGUGGUGAAGAGAUGACUCUCGCAGAGGAAUGGAAGAACCGUCGAAAGGACAAGAGACCUUUCGUAGAAGUGGGUAAAGGUAUGGGGGGUGUACCCGAACCUAGCUUUCCUCCAGGUUUUGGCAGAGAUGUGAAUGUUCGAGAUCCACCGCCAUUUCAGGAAAGGGAUAGGACAUCUGUUGAAUUUCAAGCAAAAGAUGUUUUUCCACGUGGUGACCACUUUUCUGCUUUGAAUCUACCAACAAUUACCAGCAAAGCUCCACAAGACGUUCCACGCCAGGAAAUAAGUCCCCUUGCUGGCCCUCUUGGGAGAGACAAUGAGAGUAAACAUUGGCUUGGUGAAAGGAACCCAAAGCAUAAAUCAAAUCGUGACGAAAGGCCUCCGUACCAUCAAGAGAAGAAUCAGCCCUCUCCUAUGAUUCAGGAGCCAAAUGAUUGUUUUAAAGGGCUGAAAGAUAUCCCACACAAUCAAGGACCUGUCAGGGGUAAGAUGGGGGUAGAAUGUGAUUUCCAAAGCAGCAGCACUGUACAGGCAAGAGACCAAGACUACAGGGACAUCGAUUACAGAACAGGGUCCGGGAGGGCUUUUGAAUACAAGCAUGAGGCGCUUCAAGCACCAGAGAAACUCAUCAAAGAGUCUAAACCAAUCCCACCUUCCAAAUUUAGUGAGUCUGGUUCUCAGGAUCAAGAUUACAGGAAUGCAUCAGUGGAGGACAAAGUUUCCAAUACAAUAUCCAUAAUUGGUAUUCCAAAGACUGCCACAAUGGAGCAGAUUCUUGGUGCCUUUGCAGUCCGUGACGGUGUGCCAAUGCAGGGGAUGAAAAUCAAUAACGUUGUGCCAGGUUACAGCUACGAUACGGCCUAUGUGGAGUUUUUAAACCUCGAGGAUGCCGUCCGCUUCAUGGAGUCCAACAAGGGAUCCCUAAAGGUUGGCACUAGAACAACAACCAUGAAGUACAUUCAGCCAGACGACUGUAAAAGAAGUGUUCAUGAAUCAGAUCACAAAGUAUCUCAACUCCAGAAGCCCCAGUUGCCCAGACCAGAUGAGCCUUUAGAGGAGUUGAAGACCAACCUGAAUGGACCGAAACCAAAAGGCCCUACGGAGCCAUUGUCCCACAGCCAGUGGCAGCGUAGCUCUGACCUGACUCCCGAAGCCUGGCAGCAGCAGGUGGACCAACAGCUCAAACAGCAAGAAACGGAUCAGCAGGCUGAGUCUUGGGGCAACCGCAACCUUCCUCAUCACAGUUCACACCAAUCUGACUCAGUCUUUAAAGACAGCAAAACCAUGAUAAUAAAAAAUGUGAAGCCCACAACCACAGUUGAGACUAUCCUGAAAGCCUUGGAUCCCUUUGCAUAUCUGGAUGAAAGAAAUGUUCGCCUAGUCAAGGCCAAGCCACCAGGCGCCAAAUGCUUCUGCUUUGUUGACAUGGACUCCCACGAGCAAGUGACACGUCUGGUUGAGCUCCUCACUAAACCCAGACCCCUUUAUAUUGAUGGGGUCAGAGUUUAUGCUGAGGUCGCGAAACCUCUGAAGAACCAAAAUUUCAGAAGAGACUUUGAUAAACCAAACGGCUCCAUCCUUGGGCAUCCACCUGAGCCCAGCCUGAUGGGGCAGCAGUACCCACCAUCUCCGCUGUACUUUCAACCACUGCAGCCACCCGCUGGUGCCUCCACUGGAAUGCAAGGUGAUUUGACAACUGGCAACGCUAUUGCUGCUCCAUCAUCAGACCCCAGCAUUGGACAGGAAAUUGGCUACGGUGAGACUCCAGCUGUGGAUCUGUCGUACCAGGCUGGUGGACCCCAUGUGCCCACAGAAUCGGCUGCCAAGACAGUCGCCGCAGACGGAUCACAGCCCUACAUCUAUGGCUCUGAGAUUCCUGACAUGACCAACUACUUGUACGAUUCCACGUCAGGCUUCUACUACGAUCCUGAGACGACACUGUACUACGACCCCAACUCUAGGUAUUUUUACAACGCUCAAACCCAAGAGUACUUGUACUGGGAUGCUGCAUCAAAGGCCUACAUCCCAGUUCCAGGAGGGAACCCUACAGUGACCCAACCUAUGACCAUGACUGCUGAAGACCAGGCCAUUCUUUCCAACCCAGCAGCAGAUGCUCCUCUGGAAAUGAAGAAAGCAUUGGUGACUCCCGACACCGCGGCGGCCACGGUACUAGUUUCCAUGUCUGACGCCGGCUCUGCUCCGGCGCCUGUUCCAACUUCUUCAGCGGCUCCUGAGAGGAAAGACGAUGACGAUGACUCUAAGAAGGACAAAGAGAAGGAUAACGAGAAGCCGAGAAGUCUCGCUGCUGUCAAGAUCAUGAAAGACAUGGAGCGCUGGGCAAAGAUCCAGAAUCGUCAAAAGGAAAGUGUCCGUUCCGCAUCUCCGCUGUUGAAGACUGGAAUGGACGAUGACAGGAGGCAAUCCAAGACGGCUGACGCUGGCUUUGCUAUCUUUGAGAGGAAGAUAUCAGGUGCAGAUGAUCUUUUUAAGAAGCCCUUUGCUCCUCCGAAGAAAGAUGAAAAGUCAAAGCGUCCAAUGGGCUCCCUGGGUCUACUGGCAUCAGACUAUGCAGCUGGAAGUGAUGAAGAAGUGGAAGAAGAUAAGGAUGAGGCAGCUAAAGGCGGUCAGUGCGGCCAGUCUGAAGACAAGGACAAUAAGCUGACAGACUGGAAAAAGAUGGCCUGUCUGCUGUGUAGGAGACAGUUCCCCAACAAGGACGCUCUGAUCCGUCACCAGCAGCUUUCUGACCUCCACAAACAAAAUAUGGAGAUCCACCUUAAGAUCAAGAGGUCAAAGAAGGAGCUAGAGGCACUAGAGAACCAGGAAAAAGAACUAAAUUCCAGAGAACCGACAAGGUCACCAGAACCGAAAAGAAGAAAACAGCCACAGCAUCAUAAUACUUGGGCUGGAAGCUCCAGGGAAAUGAAUACAGUCAGCGAUAGACCUGGUUUAGGAGCUGAACCUGUCCCGCAGAGGAAAAAGAAGGAGCCUGUUGUUUGGGACCAUGCCACCUACAAACAAGCAGUACGCAAGGCCAUGUUUGCACGGUUCAAGGAACUUGAGUGAUCUCAUCUGAGCACAUUCUCAUUUUGAUAUGUGAAUUGUUAAUAUGACAUGCUUGCCCACCUUAGCAUGAGAAAUCCUUUUACUGUUGUGACUGUUUCUCUGCCUUGGACAUAAUUACCCUACAGAACCACCGUUUUCUACACUGAAGCGAAAAAAUGUGUAAAUAAAUCACAAGGGGGGGGAAAAGUGUGAUGUCCUCAACAAUGGAUGUUGUAUAAAAGGUGUUUAUUCAUGCUGUUGAUUUGAGUAUUUUUGCCCAUGUUUUAUGUGUGGCCUCUAUGUAUAAUUGUGAAAUAUGUCCAGUUAGUUAUUUUUUUUUUAAACAUUUACUGUCUCAUUGGCCACAGUUACAUUUUCUUUUAAAACAGCAAUUUUUACAUUUUCAUUUUCAUGGGUUGGAAUUGCUAUUGUAUGUACACAUUUUUUAGUAAAACAAUAUUAUGGACUAAC
Molecule: messenger RNA, 4561 nt
Organism: Perca flavescens (yellow perch)
Lineage: Eukaryota; Metazoa; Chordata; Actinopteri; Perciformes; Percidae
Gene: rbm6
Product: RNA binding motif protein 6
Exons: 23
Coding region: 152-4111 (1319 amino acids)
Biological process (GO): mRNA splicing, via spliceosome
Cellular component (GO): nucleus
Molecular function (GO): RNA binding
Source: RefSeq, a predicted model, not a curated record